Polistes canadensis is the source of this 713-nucleotide messenger RNA. RefSeq names its product 5-formyltetrahydrofolate cyclo-ligase (gene Mthfs). Lineage: Eukaryota; Metazoa; Arthropoda; Insecta; Hymenoptera; Vespidae. The record is from RefSeq and is a predicted model, not a curated record. Gene Ontology annotation, cellular component: mitochondrion. The transcript has 4 exons. Gene Ontology annotation, biological process: tetrahydrofolate interconversion; folic acid-containing compound biosynthetic process. The coding region runs from base 21 to 620 and encodes 199 amino acids. Gene Ontology annotation, molecular function: 5-formyltetrahydrofolate cyclo-ligase activity.
CUAUUGAACACAUUCCUAAAAUGCAGAACAAUAUGGCAACUGUAAAAUCUUUGAAAAAGUUAUUACGAAAAGAAAUGGCUAAUGUAAUUUCAAAUAUCACAGCUGAAGAAAAAGCACGACAAUCUAUGAAAGUAUUUGAAAAAUUGAAAGCUUUACCGCAAUACCAAAAUAGUAAAAGGAUUUCCAUAUAUCUUAGUACUAAAGACGAAAUUGACACUACACUUAUUUUGAAAGACAUAUUCAAAACAGGGAAGGACGUGUUUGUUCCCAGAUAUAGUGGAAACACCAUGGAAAUGGUUAAGUUACUUUCUAUGGAUGAUUAUGAUAAACUACCAUUAACAAAAUGGAACAUUAAGCAACCAGACUUUUCUGAAGCUAGAGAAAAUUCUUUCCAAUCCGGUGGAUUAGAUCUUAUUCUCAUACCAGGAGUAGCCUUUACUUACAAUGGAAAACGUUUAGGCCACGGUAAAGGAUAUUAUGAUAAAUUUUUGAAUUAUACUUUUGAAAAACAGCAAAGGAAACCGCAUUUGAUUGCAAUAGCAUUUAAUGAACAAAUAAAAGACGACAUACCAACAACCGAAAGCGAUGUAUCAAUCGAUUUAGUAGUUACAGAAAAUUAAAAGAAAAUUAUCCUAAUGUUUGGCUAAUUAAUCUAUUUUUUUAAAUAUUGCAUUUAUAAAUAUUUGUACUUAUAAAAAUAAAUUAUAUUAGCA